GUUUCUCCGUGAUGGCAGCGGCCCUUUUCGAGAGCACGACUCCUUUUGGCAUCCUUUGGUGCCACGUCCAGACGAGACUGGGGAGAUUCAGCGGAAAAUGGAAAUGAUUGGCGUGGCGCGUUUCCGCUUGGACCACAUCGCUGCCCUCUUCGAUCUCGAGCGCCAGGCCGUGUUCGAUCUCCAUGGAGGCCAAGAAGCUCUGCGGCUUGUGCCCUUCCACAAGGAGUACACGGAUUAUCUCAUCGACCAUGGAGUUGAGCGAAGUAUCUAUGGCCUCUUCUCUGGCAUGGUACAGCAGCAUGGGUGGACUGGGAAGCUCAAGUGGUCCCUAAACUCUCCGGAUGGACUCGUCUUUUGA
This is a messenger RNA of Symbiodinium pilosum, 358 nucleotides long. The record is from the annotation of a GenBank genome assembly. NCBI's taxonomy places the organism in Eukaryota, Dinophyceae, Suessiales, Symbiodiniaceae.